This is a messenger RNA of Penicillium soppii, 960 nucleotides long. RefSeq names its product lysine amidinotransferase. NCBI's taxonomy places the organism in Eukaryota, Fungi, Ascomycota, Eurotiomycetes, Eurotiales, Aspergillaceae. Bases 1 to 960 code for a protein of 319 amino acids. Gene Ontology annotation, cellular component: mitochondrion. Gene Ontology annotation, molecular function: amidinotransferase activity. The transcript is spliced from 2 exons. The record is from RefSeq and is a predicted model, not a curated record.
AUGGCUGCAGUUUCUCGCCCAUCUGUCCAGGCAGAUGAUGAAUGGUCACCUCUCCAGUCCGUGAUCGUAGGCCGGGCCGGGAACGCAUGUUUCCCAAGUGCCCCUGCGGCGAUGAUUGAGGCGACCAUGCCCUCUGAACACGUCCAUCGCUUCAAGCCCCAAUCGCCAUUUGAUAGGAUGUUAAUCGCCAAAGCUGAGGUAGAACUCGACUUCCUGGCAACAAUACUGCAGUCCGAGGGCGUCCAGGUCUACCGACCGCCUAUCGGGAUCGACUGGCACGACGCUAAUGGCUACACCGGCGCCAUGCCCCGCGAUGGGCUUAUGAGCGUGAAAAACACUUUGAUAGAAGCCUGUUUUGCCUGGCCAUGCCGCGAUCGCGAAAUCGAAAUCGCUUACGAACCCGUUCUCGUGGAGCUAGCUAAAGAUAGCCGUGUGAAAAUCGUGCGUCGCCCCCCAUAUGCCUUUGCCAAUACCCUGCUCGACCCCGGGCAUGCCUCCAGCCCCUCCCCUUGGGUGAUCAACAACACUCGUCCUGCCUUUGACACGGCCGACUUUAUGCGCUUUGGCACCACCAUCCUAGGCCAGCUCAGCCACGUCACAAACCAGGCGGGCGUCGAUUACAUCCAGAGUCACCUGCCCGCGGGGUACCAGAUUGAGCUAAUCACUCCCAACGAUCCUCACGCCAUGCAUAUCGAUGCCACUAUUCUACCUCUACGCGACGGCCUUCUCGUCUACCACCCCGAGAAGGUCACCGAGGCUAGUCUGCGCAAACACGCGGUGCUCGCGAACUGGGACCUACGCCCCUAUCCCUUUGUACCAGCGGCGCCUACCGACCCUCCGUUGUAUAUGACGAGCCCGUGGCUGUCCCUUAAUGCGCUAGUGCUGGAUGGAGAGCGUGUGGUGGUUGAGGCGAUCACUGGGGAUGAAGUGCAUUCCGUGUCCGUUCAAGCACGUGAAUAG